Messenger RNA from Acanthoscelides obtectus, 3348 nucleotides. Lineage: Eukaryota; Metazoa; Arthropoda; Insecta; Coleoptera; Chrysomelidae. The record is from the annotation of a GenBank genome assembly.
CGUGACUGUUGAGUCUCCUUAUUUUGAAGCUUCGAACACAGCUCCAAUUUUGUUAUGCUCUCGAUCCUCUCCAUGUUUUGUUGUGAUGUUCAAUGUCAAUGUCACAAGCGAUUGGUGAUAGUUUUUAAAAAUCAAAACAUUCUGAAAAUGCUUAAAUAAAAUUCUGGAUUUCUUACAAUGGAAAAUAUUACUGCUGCUAUAUCUUAUGAAAACGCAACGGAAAAUCUCUCGCCAGAAGAGUUUCAAAAGUUGCUGAAAACAUGGUUUCAAGAAAAAGGGGUAAUUUCAGAAAUGAAAGUCCAGUUACGCUACAAAAUGAUAAAUAUACUGAAAAACACAGUUGCUGGUAGAUGUAUCGUUGAAAAAAGUGCCCAACGAACUAGUCUAGCAAUGCAGGCAAUAAAUUUGAUAAUAGCAGAAUUUUUAUUGCAAAAUCAGUUCCACUACUCACUAUCACUUUUCAACACUGAGGCUGCAGUUGCAAACAUUUUCCCUGAACAUGUAUAUAAAAGUGGAAUAGCCGAUAAAAAGGAUCAGUUCAGACUAGAUUAUGAAAACUUUUUGAAUGUUAUGGAAUUAAUAGGUGUUUCAAAAACAUCAGAUGAAUGUAAAGAAUUGGUGAACUUAUACUAUGCAGAUUCAGGGUAUAAUUCAGUAUUAGAAUCUCUUGUUCACUUAUUAUGUAAAAUUAUUAACAAACAGAUUAAAGAAGAUAAUACUACAUCAUAUGUAGAUCUGACAAACGAAACUAAUUUUAUCAAGGGCGUUGGAAGAGUUUUGAUACAAGAAGGAAUGUCUCCUUCUAGAUUCAAUUGUGCCAUUGAAAAUAUAAAAUUACUACAUAGUUGUGAGUUGAAAGACAUACAAAAAAAGUAUAUGAAUACAAUACAUACUCUUAGAACUGAAGCAAAUAAUUAUCAAAACCAACUUGAGCAAAUACAGAAGGCUAAAUAUUUGGCUGAAGUUCAACUUAAACAAAUACAUAAAGAACAUAAAGUCCUUAAACAGCAUGUGAAAAGAUAUGCAAAGCAAACUAUGAAUGACCAACUACCAGCAAAAAAGGAUCAGACUGUUUACAAUGAAGUGGUCUGCAAUUUGAAACAUUGUGAUGACAGUUGUAGACACAUGGCAUACACAGUGGAGAAUUUAAAGAAAGAGAAUGAAAAAUUACUACGAAGGAAUAGAGAACAAUUAGAAGAAAUUAAUAAGCUGUCUACAAAUUAUAAGGAUUUAGUAAAGGAUUUUCUAACUUGCCAGAAAAAAAUUGAACUUCUAAAUACCAAACUGAAAGAUACUGAUGUAAGAAUACUGGAUGACACAUCUGUAGACAACAAAGAUUUAGAUAGUUGUAGCAGUCAAGGUUCAGAAAGUAUCACUGAAAGGGUCUUGCAAGAAGCAAGGACAAAGCUCAAGCAGUUGGAAGAGGAAAGCAAACAUAUUGAAGAUGAUUAUCAGCUUUUGAGGAAAGGCUUACACAAGUUUAAAUUAUGACAGACCUAAUAAAGUCUUAAAAUAUAUGCAAAAAAUUAUUCAAUGAUUAUGUGAUAAAUGUAAUAUACAGUGCAUCCCAAAAGUUAUGCCUAAAUUCAUUUAAAAUUCAGGGGUGUGUUCGAAAAAAAACGCUCGUACCCGUCGAUUAUUAUUUCAAGUUGCGCAUUUUUGUACGUGAAGUUUGUAUAUACAGGGUUGCUCAAAAAUAAAUUACGACCAUCAACUUCAGUUUUUCGAAUGAAAGCACGUUUUUUUAUUUCAUUUUUGAAUUUCGCGUGGAAUUCUACGUAUGUUUCAUGCAUCAUGUCCUAUACCUAAAGUUAACAGUUAUCGAAAAAUACGGCCGAACAUUAUUAUUGAGGGUCACCUUACGAGUCACUGUAUCUCUUAGAAUUUUUAUAAACAGACCAAAAUUCCAUUCAGUCGUGUUUGUUUAAUGAUGGCUGGUGACCGUGUAUUUUCAUAGAAACUGUAUGGCAAUUGUACGCCAAACAGAUAUUGUCAAGUGUACGAGCAAAGUUGCGGUUUUCACAAUGGUGAAGUUAACGGAACGAGACAAAAUAGAAAUUCUGUGCAUGGUUGGGUUUGGUGAUAGAACACGUACUCAAAGAGAAGCUGCUCAAUUAUUCAAUGAAAUCCAUCCUGAUUGUCCUCCGAUAUGUCAAAAGCUGGUGAGUAGAAUAGAGGCUAAAUUUAGAGAAUUCGGUCAUUUUAAAGAUCUGCCGAAAUCUGGUCGUCCUGCUCGAGAUGAAAAUGAACAACUUGACGUUUUACUUUCUUUGGAAGAAAAUCCAUGCACUCCUCUGUCGCAGAUUGGGGCCAAUUUACACAUGGCGAAAUCGGUAGUUCACCGAAUAGUUAAAAAGCACAAAUAUCACCCCUACAAAGUUAUUCCUGUGCAAGAGUUAUUUGAAGACGAUUUCGAUAGGCGAAAUGAGUUUUGUAAAUGCUUGCAAAACAUGUGCGAAAUAAUAAUUUAGUAACAAAUAUUAGUUUUUCCGAUGAAGCCACGUUCUGUUUGAAUGGUUGUGUGAACAGACAAAAUUGUCGAUAUUGGGCAACAGAAAAUCCGCAUUGGAUGAUGGAGGUGAACACCCAGUACCCUCAAAAACUAAAUGUGUGGUGUGAAUAGUGCGCGGAAGCGUAAUAGGUCCACUUUUCUCUUAAAACAGACUUUAAAGGGACAAAUGUAUCUCGAUUUUCUCCAAUUUGAAUUAGUUCCAGCAUUACGAGCUUUAUUUGCAAAUCCAUUGGACUCAGACGAUCCUGACGAAGAACUAAUUUUCCAGCAAGAUGGUGCUCCUCCGCACUAUGCUGCCACUGUGCGUACAUUUUGGGAUGAAACCUUUCCCAAUCGGUGGAUAGGAAGGAGAGGACCCAUCGAAUGGCCUGCUAGGUCGCCUGACCUAACACCAAUGGACUUUUUUGUGGGGAUACCUCAAGUCGAAGGUAUUUGUUAAUAGGCCAAAUAAUCUAGACGACUUGAAAGAGAGGAUUAGGAGCGAAGUGCGCGCCAUUACCCCGGAAAUGAUUGAAAAUGUGCAACGAGGCUUUAUUGAUCGCCUUGGAUAUUGUCAAGCCGUGAAUGGUAACCAUUUUGAACAUUUAAUUUAAUUUUUGUUCUUUUUUCAUUUGUUACAUGAAUGGUCUUUUUUUCGAUAACUGUUGACUUUAGGUAUAGGACAUGAUACGUAGAAUUCCACGCGAAAUUCAAAAAUGAAAAAAAAAAUGUGCAUUCAUUUGAAAAAAUGAAGUUGUUGGUCGUAAUUUAUUUUUGAGCAACCCUGUAUAUACAAACUAUACGUACAAAAAUGCGCAACUUGAAAUAAAAAUCGACGGGAACGAGCGUUUUUUUUU